Molecule: messenger RNA, 1427 nt
Organism: Anguilla rostrata (American eel)
Lineage: Eukaryota; Metazoa; Chordata; Actinopteri; Anguilliformes; Anguillidae
Gene: nutf2
Product: nuclear transport factor 2
Exons: 7
Coding region: 253-756 (167 amino acids)
Biological process (GO): protein import into nucleus
Cellular component (GO): nuclear pore central transport channel
Molecular function (GO): nuclear import signal receptor activity
Source: RefSeq, a predicted model, not a curated record
GCGGGACAGGCGGAUCGACUCAGCCGCGCUCACAGAUCGCCAUACUGGGAAACAGGGGUAGCUGUUCUGGGCGCUUGGUAUGUGCAGCCAGUCUGUGCAGCCAGUUUCUACCGGCAACCAAACACGCUGCAAUCAAUGGAUGCUGACCAGUCAGACUAACCCAUUGGAUGCAACCAAACUCACUGAUACCAGUGGAUGGUGACUUGCCUAACUGUGCUGAUAUAAUCAGUGGCUGUUGCCGGCUGAAUCAGAAUGGGUGACCAGCCGAUUUGGGAACAGAUAGGGUCCAGCUUCGUACAGCAUUACUACCAGUUGUUUGACACAGACAGGAGCCAACUCGGAGCAAUAUAUAUCGAUGCGUCAUGCCUUACAUGGGAGGGACAGCAAUUCCAGGGAAAAGCAGCGAUUGUCGAGAAGCUCUCUCUGUUGGCUCCUUUCCAAGGGUGCCAGCGUUCGGAGAGCACGUGCCAUUCAUUAGGGAAGUGGCCGCUGCGGCAUGCUGGGAAAAGGAGGAUCGUUUCGCUCGCAGUGUCCAGUAGCCCCAGCCUUCCCUUCUCGAAAAUCGCUCACAGCAUAACUGCACAGGACCACCAGCCCACUCCCGACAGCUGCAUACUAAGUAUGGUAGUAGGACAACUAAAAGCUGACGAGGACCCUGUCAUGGGAUUCCAUCAGGUCUUCCUCCUAAAAAACAUCAAUGACGCCUGGGUGUGCACCAAUGACAUGUUCCGGCUGGCGCUACACAACUUCGGCUAAAGGCACUAACGGGAGGUGGGAUACGGGGAGAAGGAGAAGGUCGCCCAAAGGCCCUUCUCUCACCCCGCCCCCCGUCCCACCCCCACUCCUCAUCAUCCCCCUCUUCCUCCAUGCAUACCUCUAUUGAGAAUCAACCUGCUCUACACCAGAUUCUAAAAACGCCAUUCGCCAUAACCCAACCAAUCAACAGAGAGAACUGACGCGCAGGCACGUGCAUCUAUUUGCGACUGGAAGUAUACGUAUGCGCAUACGCCCUUUGCUGAACCGCUGCAGCCGCCAGCAGGUCGAAGCCGACCCUGCGCUGUCAUACCCAAUGCUGGGGAUCCAGAAUAGCUGCAUUUGAAGACGCCAGGAGGGAAAAAAAACUUACCUUGCGUACCUUUGUGUCAUUUUAUGUUUUUCUUUGGUCCUGCAUUUUUGUUCUCCUAUCCUUAUGGUUCGGUUUUUUUCUCCUAGUUCAGUGUGUUGGUACCAGCAUGCCUUUGAGGAUACAGCAGUUUUUUUUCUCCUCUUUCUCAAGUCUGAUUUUCAGUGUAUUGGCAGUUUUCUCUAGCAAUCCAAAGAAUCAAACAUCAUCAAACCCCCCAACCCCACAAUCCCCUUACCCCUCUCCUCUUUGUCCCAGGAUUACUACUAAGCCACGAUACACAAUAAAAUCGACUUUUUCUUAA